Molecule: messenger RNA, 3146 nt
Organism: Esox lucius (northern pike)
Lineage: Eukaryota; Metazoa; Chordata; Actinopteri; Esociformes; Esocidae
Gene: ext1b
Product: exostosin glycosyltransferase 1b
Exons: 11
Coding region: 881-3103 (740 amino acids)
Cellular component (GO): Golgi apparatus; membrane
Molecular function (GO): acetylglucosaminyltransferase activity; glucuronosyltransferase activity
Source: RefSeq, a predicted model, not a curated record
AUUGGAAUGUUACUGAGUAACAAUCGGAACAACUGAGCAUUUGGUAAUUGGACACUGGGUUCAAGGAAUCCCUUCUUUGUAACAAUUUCGAUGUAUUAGCGGAGUCACAUUCUACCCGUAAGUAGUAUUUGAGGACGUUGCGUCAGUUUCUUCAGUUGUAUUAGGCCCUAUGUUCCUGUGAGAUUAUUUUAUUUUUGCGCGUUUGAGGGUCUGUCGGGAGAUUAAAACAUAACAGACAUGCAGGGAUUCGUGAGGCUACAGUUGCACGGAUGAAGUGUUCUGGUUCCACGACGCGUCCGUUCAUGGAACAUUGGAGUGAAAUAUCGCUGAGAAAGCGCAAGGAACCUGGCGAAUUCUACUCCGAGACAUCUGGAUCUAUACGCCGCCACACCGACGGCUUUAAACCCCAGCCAGCGUGUUAACGACUUUACGUACCGUGGGAUACCUUUUCUGUGUUGGUGGAGGCAGGGAAACUAAUGAACCCCUGCCGCUACUUUACAGGGAAAGAGUUUGGAAAAAGCUUUUUGACACCUCUGACCGGGUGCAGUUUUACAUUUCAAUACAGACUCCCUGGAUGAGGGACAGAGAGUAUCUGAUUGUUUUUACUUGGUCGACGGAGAUUUGGUUGCCCACAGACAUUAGAUUGUAAAAUGGUAAAACAGGUUAGAAGAGAGAGCGAGAGACAACACAUUUAAAAUCGCCCACAUGCGCUGGGUCAAUCGUUGGAUUGGGGAACGGAAUACGAAGAAGGGGGAAGACGCGAGUUUAAAAUCCUUGCUGGCUGGAAGAUGGCGGAGUGGUGUAGUUGGAGGUGGUGAGAGCCUAACUUUGGGCCACUUCAGAUUUAUUUGUAAACAACUUUCCCCUAUUCUUAGGACACAUGCAGGCCAAAAAACGAUAUUUCAUCCUGCUCUCUGCCGGUGCAUGUCUAGUUCUACUGUUCUACUUUGGAGGCGCACAACUUCCAGCGUCGGGCAGGAACCGGCAUGACCGUAGCCGGCAUGGGUAUCGUUCCGACCAGCCGUGGCCACAUUUCUCUGAUCCUUUACACCAAUUCCUGCCCUGGGAUCAACCGGACACUGAGGAAUACAACAUUCACAUAUCGCCGAGGCAGAAGAGGGACGUUAAUACAAGUGUUUACAAAGGCAAACGAUGUCGCAUGGAUUCGUGCUUUGAUUUCUCUAGAUGUAAAAAAAACGAUUUCAAAGUGUAUGUGUAUCCCCAGCAGAAGGGGGAGAAAAUCUCUGAAAGUUACCAGAAUAUUUUAUCAACUAUUGAGGGGUCAAGGUUCUAUACCUCUGACCCGGGACAAGCUUGCCUGUUCGUCCUGAGUUUGGAUACCCUGGAUCGGGACCAGCUCUCUCCGCAAUAUGUGCACAAUCUCAAAACCAAGGUCCAGAAUCUUCCUCUCUGGAACAACGGCAGAAACCACUUGAUAUUUAACUUGUACUCUGGGACAUGGCCAGACUACACGGAAGACUUAGGUUUCGACAUUGGCCAGGCCAUGUUGGCCAAGGCCAGCAUCAGUACUGAGAACUUCAGGCCCAACUUUGACGUGUCCAUCCCGCUGUUCUCCAAGGAACACCCUAGGACCGGAGGGGAGAGGGGCUUUUUAAAAUACAACUCCAUUCCACCUUUCAGGAAAUACAUGCUUGUGUUCAAGGGGAAACGAUAUCUUACAGGUAUAGGGUCAGAUACGAGGAAUGCCUUAUAUCAUGUCCAUAACCAGGAGGAUGUGGUGCUCCUCACCACAUGCAAACACGGCAAGGAUUGGCAGAAACAUAAGGACGCUCGCUGCGAUAAGGACAACGCAGAAUACGACAAAUACGACUACAGGGAGAUGCUGCACAACUCUACUUUCUGCCUGGUGCCUCGGGGCCGACGCCUGGGCUCCUUCCGCUUCCUGGAGGCACUGCAAGCGGCCUGUGUGCCUGUGAUGCUGAGUAACGGCUGGGAGCUGCCCUUUUCCGAGAUCAUCAACUGGAACACAGCGGCCGUCAUCGGGGACGAGAGGCUCCUGCUACAGAUCCCGUCUACGGUGCGCUCCAUCCACCAGGAUAAGAUUCUGGCCCUGAGGCAGCAGACCCAGUUCCUAUGGGAGGCCUACUUCUCCUCCUUGGAAAAGAUUGUGCUGACCACUCUGGAGAUCAUUCAAGACCGGGUGUUGCAGCAGGAGUCCAGGAGCAGUGUGAUGUGGAACAGUCACCCCGGGGGACUCUUCGCCCUGCCACAGUACUCUGCCUACCUGGGGGACUUUCCCUUCUACUACGCCACCCUAGGUAUAAAGCCGCACAGCAAGUUCACAGCAGUCAUCCAUGCAGUCACUCCCCUUGUUUCCCAGUCCCAGCCCAUCCUGAAGCUGCUGGCUUCUGUCGCCAAAUCACAGUACUGUGCCCAGAUCAUUGUGCUGUGGAACUGUGACAAGCCUCUCCCUGCUAAGCACCGCUGGCCUGCCACCACUGUUCCCGUCAUUGUCAUUGAGGGAGAAAACAAGGUGAUGAGCAGUCGCUUUCUGCCCUACGAGACCAUCAUCACCGACGCCGUGCUCAGCCUGGACGAGGACACGGUGCUCUCCACCACAGAGGUGGAUUUCGCCUUCACCGUCUGGCAGAGCUUCCCGGAGAGGUUGGUGGGUUACCCGGCCCGGAGCCACUUCUGGGACAGCAACAAGGAGCGCUGGGGCUACACGUCCAAGUGGACCAACGACUACUCCAUGGUGCUGACCGGAGCCGCCAUCUACCACAGAUAUUACCAUUUCCUGUACACCAAUUUCCUACCUGCCAGCCUCAAGGGCAUGGUGGACCAGCUGGCCAACUGCGAGGACAUCCUCAUGAACUUCCUGGUGUCAGCCGUCACCAAGCUGCCACCCAUCAAGGUCACCCAAAAGAAGCAGUACAAAGAGACCAUGAUGGGACAGUCAUCGCGGGCGUCGCGCUGGGCCGAUCCGGACCAUUUUGCCCAGCGGCAGACGUGUAUGAACAAAUUCGCCAGCUGGUUUGGCGGCAUGCCCCUUGUCCACUCCCAAAUGAGACUGGACCCAGUGCUGUUCAAGGACCAGGUCUCCAUCCUCCGCAAGAAAUACAGGGACAUCGAGAGGCUCUGACAGGACUUGCAGCCCCUGCUGGAGAGGCUGGGGGAGGCGUUGG